CUCAAAAUAGUUCUUUUCCGUCUGUCCUCAUUGUGCCCCUUGCAUGAUCUCUUCGAUUUUUUUUCGUAAUGUAUAAACGGUAAUAAUCGUAAAAAGCAACUUGUACAAACGCGCGUAGAUCGUAAUUCCAUGUAAAACGUGGAAGCGAAUAAAAUUUAGUAGUGGGUAAGCAGCGUACGUUUAAAUGCGUCGUAUUCUCUGACGGGAGUAGGCACUCCUUUUCGAAUAGGAAAUUAAAUGUAACACGAUUGCGUUUGUAUAGUAUUUUUACAGGCCAAAUUUAUUGUAUUUUACAGGCCGGUUGCGUUAGCUCGAUCAACAUUCGUAUCGUGUUAGUAAUAGGUGGUUAGGAGACUUAACAAAGGUAUUAUUUCACGCGCCAUAUGGCUUAUGUCUAACAGUUAUUACAUCACAGAAGUCUCUACGUACGUUGCAUGUCUGUUUAAAGUCUGUUUUGAAUUGACACGUAUUUGGUAAACGUAAUUGUCAAGCGUGCGUUUGUCUGCCAGGCCGAAGAUCAGAUCUGGAGUUUAAAUAAUGCGAUGGAAUUCUCUCAGCCAUCUACAAAAUCCGAUAAAGUAACAGCUCGCUUGUACAGUAUACUCUCAUGGAUACGUAAUAGGCCCCAAACUGCUAACACUAAUGCAAAUGUCCAAUUUUUAUUGCCAUUUGUGGUUUCAAAUUGAUUGGACUUUGGCUCCAUUGGUGGAAGUGGUGUGGCCAUACAACGCGCUUAAUACAUAUUAAUCCACGGAUUGUUUUGUAUGGACCUUGGAUUUCAGUUUACUGGAUAUUGUUUGUUAUUGUUGGUUAUUUACUGUUAAUUUGCAUUUGCACACAAAAUGCAAUGAUCACUAUAUUGUACAUAUAAGAUGUGCAUAUAGGAUAAGAGGUCAAUACUAUAAGUUUUGUCUAGUGAACGAGUAAAUAGAAGAUCACGGGAUCGGAGUAUUCUGCUGUUAUUUAUAUAAUCCUUACUGAUUUUGUCGGCUAAAGCAUCUGAGCUUCUUGUUCGCAUUUUUAUAGUAUUUUAACAGAUACGCAACGCGAUGGAAGUUAACGUAGAACAGGCAGUUAUGGAAGUUAUGGCCUCAGAAGAUAGUGCAAGUAAUCAAAAUCGGAACAUCUUGGAUUGCGGAGCGGUCUCCAGUACGCAACGCGAGAAUCAAAAUUGGGAAGCAUUGUGUGUUACAAAGUCAAUUAAAUUAGAACACGAUACCAAAUCAACUGGCACUGACGAUAGCCAUUGUAAUGAUACGGACGAAGAAACUGCAUGUCUCGAUAAAGAUAUUUUGCACAAUGGCUUAUGCCAGGAAGAUCUGGAACACAAUGACGAUUUACGGCAAUUUGACGUGCUCGACGAUCUAGAUCGCCAUCCAGAACAGAAUGACGAUUCUGAUGACGACGAUUCGGAUACAGAUGAAAGUAUGGACUCUGAUGUGCCAGAUGAAGAAAUUGAAGCGAUGCUAGAAGAAGGUUUACCAGAAGAAUUUAAAGGAAAGAGAAAAGAUAAAAAGGAUCGCUUGCCCUAUGAGGAGAAGGAGAAACUCGUUUUAGAUGAAAUUGGGCAUAAUCAUUUUGAUGUUUUACCUGAAGGAUGGGUACAAGUGACGCACAACAGUGGAAUGCCAUUAUACCUUCAUAAACAGAGUAGAGUUUGUACACUAGCAAAGCCAUAUUUUCUCGGUCCAGGAAGUGUUAGAAAGCACGAAGUUCCUGUAAGCGCCAUUCCUUGUCUUCAGUACAAAAGAGCAUUAACAGAAGAGGAAGAAGAACGGAAGAAGAAAAUGGAACGUGCACCAAACACUGAAGCUUGCAGUCUUCCCAGCGCAAAGAUUGAAACCAUACAAGAGAAUCGUGCGGCGCAUUCGUUAGAUAGCGAGCAAUUAAGAAGUUAUUGUCAGUCUUUGUUCCGUUUCAAAUCUAUUAAAGUAAUGAGAUUUCAAUCUUGGUCAGCGCGUCGGAAAUUUACGAAAAUUAAAAAACAUCGUAAACAACUUGAGCGUCCAACUUUACCGGAUGGUACAAAACUGAUAACUUUCCCGGUCAGUAGUUCUAGUGGAAGUGGCAGUUGGAAUAUUGCGGACGAUAAUGGACAGAGACCUGCAAAACAUUGGAUAAUGAAUCCAUCGGGCAAAAGUUAUGUUUGUAUUCUUCAUGAAUAUGUACAACACGCGUUAAAGAAACAGCCAACGUAUAAAUUUAAAGAAUUAGAAAACGCAGCGACGCCAUAUUCCGCGGUAGUUUGUAUUAAUGAUAUGGAAUAUGGAAACGGAUUCGGCAGUAGUAAAAAACAAGCAAAGGCUAAUGCAGCCCGGAAAACUCUUGAAAUUUUGAUUCCUCAAAUGAAAGAUAAAAUUUCUGGUGAGAACGGCGGAGAUAAUGGAUCGAAUAAUGACAGUCGUACGAUAAAAGCAUCUAGAGGAAAUUCCGAUGCUGAUCUUUCGUUCUUCGACGAAAUAUCAAUCAAUGAUCCGCGUGUGGCAGAAUUUUGUGCAAAAACCACAGAACCUUCCCCACAUGCUAUUUUAAUAACUUGUAUUCAAAGAAAUUAUGGUUUAGGAGAUAUGCAGAUUAAUUAUUCGGUAAAUACGUUGAAACAUCAACGAAACGAAUUUACAAUGAAGGUUGGAAAACAUGAAGCUACUGUUGUUUGUCGUAAUAAGAAAGACGGUAAACAACGAGCAGCACAAGCAAUACUACAGUUAAUACAUCCACAUAUACAGUCGUGGGGUUCCUUGUUGCGUCUUUAUGGGUCGCGAAGUGUGAAGUCUUUUAAGGAAAAGAAACAAUUGGAACAAGAGAUCACCCUUUUGCAGGGUAAAGCCGCCGUUAAUCAGCCAAAUCAUGCUAUUUUAGGUAAACUUAGACAAGAGAUGCGAAGAUUAGCUGAACAACGCGAAGCAAUACAACCUAUUGGUAAGUUUGUACCACCAGAUUUACCAACAGGAUCUGCAGCCAAUCUCAAUAAUGUGGAUUUAUAAAAAAAAUUAGACACAAUUUAUACAUGUGUUUAGAUUAAUUAUUAUCUAUAUAAGAACAAAUAUUAGAUAAAUAAUAUUAUACGAUAUGCCUUUUAGAAAUUACUUUUUCGUUACUUAUGCAAACUAUUAUUAUUUUCAUAUAAGUAUUUUUACACUGUAUUAAAAUAUAAAAUACUAUUAACUAUUUUUAAGUUGACCCAUUAAGUUGAAACAUUUCUUAAAUUGCCUCAAUCAAAACAUAUAUAUAUGUACACGCACACAAACUAGUCUUUUAUUCUGGAAUUUUCUUUCUUAUUCUUUUUCUAAUGGCACGUGUAAAAAAUGAAAAUAAUUACAUUUCUAUCUUUCAUUCAUUUUUUUACACUAAUGUGACAAUGAUAGCAAAAUAUGAGAAAUGGGAAAGUAGCAUAAGAGAAGAAUUCUAAUUUACAAGGGAACAGAAUAGAAAAGUUUUAUUGUAUCAUAAAUAAUUAUAAUAUAUAAAUAUUAGACAUGAUUAUAUAUUCGGAAACACAUUUAAAAUAAAUGUUAACGAUACCUGUACGACCUAAUAUGUAUACAAUAUUAAUGAACAUUCAUAUUCUGUUCCGUGAAAAAAAGAUCUCAAUGUUCGAUUUUCCAUUGUAACGAAUGUCAAAUUAUUUUCAUAAAAUUUGAAUUUUAAGUAUUGUACUUUAGACAGAUCAUAUAAUAAUUUGUUCAUGUGUACGAAUGUAAUAUAAAUAUUGUUAGCCAAUAAGUCCGUGCGGUUUUUUA
Messenger RNA from Temnothorax curvispinosus, 3740 nucleotides. RefSeq names its product microprocessor complex subunit DGCR8 (gene pasha). Gene Ontology annotation, cellular component: microprocessor complex. Gene Ontology annotation, biological process: primary miRNA processing. The coding region runs from base 1050 to 2984 and encodes 644 amino acids. Gene Ontology annotation, molecular function: identical protein binding; primary miRNA binding; heme binding. The record is from RefSeq and is a predicted model, not a curated record. The transcript is spliced from 7 exons. Lineage: Eukaryota; Metazoa; Arthropoda; Insecta; Hymenoptera; Formicidae.